UAACUAUUGGUUAGCAUCUCGACGUCAAUCGAUGUUUGACGUACGUAAAUUUAAAAAUACUUUGCUAAUGGCUCCACACAAGAAUGAUUUCAAAUACGGUUACUCAAAAUAAAACAGAUUGAAAGAAAAUCAUGCUUCAAGGCUUGUGAUUUUUGAUGAUUUGAAUCGAACUUGACAGUAUAAAGAGACACAGCAGGUAACAAUAAUCAGUGUUAGGCUCUUCUAGCUAAAGAGACGACAAUAUGCUGGGUUUACGCUCAAUAUUGGUUUUUGCCGUAGUACUAAUAAUUUGUUUCCAAAGCACUGCUGGAAAACACAACGACAAAUUAACAGAAAAAGAACUAGAAACUCUGGGGGAAAUUGAAAAACUAUUGAAAGAAAGAGAAAAAGAAACUGUACAGAAGAAAAGUGAAGAUGCCAAGAUUUUGGUGAAAGAAGCCUUUGAAACAUGCAUAGAAGAAUUUAAUAUGUUCAGAGAAAGACAGAGACAGUUUAAAAUGGAGGGUCUUGAUGGAAAGCCAGAACGGAAAAGGAACAGACUAUUCAAGAGAAGUAAACGUUCAGAAGAAAUUCAGAAGAUUGGUCAUAUUUUGAAUUGUGCCAAGAAAACUUUGAUAAAGAAAACUGGAAAGACAUUAAAAGAACUAAGUAAUGAGGUAGAAAUCGCCAAAUGCUGGAAAGAUACUAUAAAGGAACUCGCUAAUCGCGAGAACUUACCGAAAAGACAUCAAUCUUCAAGGUCGAAAAGGAUGACACCAGUCGAAUGCAACAACAUUCCAGAUGUGAAUACAUACAGAACUAUUGAUGGCCAAUGUAACAAUCUGAAUAACCCUUUUUGGGGAGCAGAAUUUGAACAACAACCCAGAUUUAUAUCUGAAGUGUACGAAAAUGGCGUGGACAAACCCAGAACAAGCGUAAUCCCUGGAGAAGUUCUACCAAAUCCAAGAGAAUUGAGUAAUGCAGUGUUUGCUAGUGCAGAAACUGAUGUUAAUGAAAGUUUCAACACCCUUAUGAGUAUGAACUGGGGACAGUUUAUUGACCAUGAUAUAGUACUCACGCCACAAAUUACGGGUCAAGAUGGCGCCGAAAUAUCAUGCUGCGUAGAUGGCAAUGGUCCUGUUGAAAGGCCCGAAUGUAUGGCCAUACAAGUGGACGCUAAUGAUGAAAUAGGUAUAACAUGUAUGGAAUUUGUACGAUCGGCUCCAGCGGCUGCUGUUGAACUAAGUGAUGGAAAGCAGCUGACCAAUGUAAUAACAUCAUUCAUAGAUGGUAGCAUGGUUUAUGGCAGUUCACCAAGUCGGUUAGCAGCACUGAGAGAUGCAGGUGGCAAGUUGAAAGUAAAAUUAGCAGCCAAUGGAAAUUUGCUUCCUGAAGACUCCUCUGAUGACAGUAUUUGCUCUUUAACCGGUGAAGAUUCAGAUGACUAUUGUCAGUUAGCUGGUGAUGAGAGAGUUAAUAUUCAGCCUGGUCUUGGAUCCUUGCACUUGGUGUUUAUGAAAGAACAUAACCGCAUAGUUGAUCAAUUAAGAGCACGUCAACCCGAAUGGACUGAUGAUAAGCUGUUCAACGAAGCCAGAAAGAUAAUAGGUGCUAUUAUUCAACAUAUCACAUACAGCGAAUGGUUACAAAAUGUGUUUAUUGAUGACGUGAUAAUAGAGCGUGAUUUAGGACUUUUGCCUACAGGCUUCUUCAAUCAUUACGACAAUACAGUCAAUCCUGGAAUAACAGUUGGAUUUGCUACAGCUGCUUUUCGAUUUGGACAUAGUCAGAUACGAAGUCACAUAGCUCAUAUGGAUGCCGAUUACACUACUCUCACAGAGGAAACAAAAAUGGAGGUAACUCUUAAAAAUCCACACAUGUUGGUUGAUGAAGCUGGAUCCAAGGUAUUGGAAUUAGUCCGAUUUAUGACAACUGUUCAAGGAGCUAAAGCUGAUGAGCAAUUUUCGGAUGCUAUUAGAAACAAAUUGUUCAACACGUCUUUAGAUCUUACGAGUUUAAAUAUACAACGAGGAAGAGACCAUGGUUUACCAUCAUACACAGAAUGGCGAAAAUGGUGCAAGCUUCCUGCUCCAGUUAAUAAUGACGAUUGGGCGAGCAUGACUUACAUAAAACGUAGACCAAGAAGAGAGUUAGAGAGAAUGUAUAAGAGUGUACAUGAUAUUGAUUUAUACGUUGGUGGCAUGUUAGAAUUAAGAAGUACAGCAUUAAACGGUGGCGGUGAUUUUACCUACGUAGGAGAGACAUUCGCUUGUAUCCUUAGCGAACAAUUUAAAAACCUAAGAAAUGGUGACAGAUUUUGGUAUGAACGAGCAGAACCUGAGGGUUUUAGUGCAAACAAACUUGCGGAAAUAAGAAAAGUGACACUUUCUGGAAUUCUUUGUAAAAACGUACCAGGUUUGUCAGAAAUCCACAAGAGGGCACUUAUUAAUCCAGCAAAUGUUGCCGGUGGAAGAAAACCGUGUUCAAAUGAGAGAAAUAUCAAACAGAUGGACUUUAGUGCAUGGGGACAAUAAGACUGUUAUACAAGACAACACACGGAUAUACGACUGCGUCCUCAAAGAUAAACUUAUAAACAAUCUGUAGAUCACUUAUUUGUGAUAGCAUUUCUGAAACAUUCCUUAAUCAUGUUAAUAUAAUAGUUCUAACUUAUUGUAUUUCAUAUUUUUUUUAACUUGUCAUCGCAUUUCUGUAGUAAUUCUUAUUAUAUUGUAAUUCAUAUUUAUAUUAAAAUUUCACUUGCUAAGUUGUCAUAGCAUUUUUGAAAUAUUCUUACUAAAGUGUAUUUCAUAUGUCUACAUACCUGCCAACUGUCACUAUUUGCGGGGGAUUUCCCCCAUGGUGGCUCCCAAAUAGAAAUUUUUAAAUAGCAAUUAUGUCCAGUUUUUACAAAACAAUUAAUUUUACAAUAAAUUGAGGCUUAUAAAAGUAUGGAGACGCCAGAAAACAACAUUACACUGUAUUUGAAGGCUCCCUUGAAGGUCCCUUGAGUAUGCCAGCCAUCUUGCACGCAAAACCCCCAUUGGCAUUUUGAAAACUUGGCAGAUAUGUGUCUUCAAAUAAAAGUUUGUUUUGAAUUUGAAACAAAAACAAAUAUAAUUUAUAAAUUGACCAAGGAUCGGUUAAAUAUUGUUGAUUAUAUUUAUUCAUA
Messenger RNA from Mytilus trossulus (common blue mussel), 3148 nucleotides. RefSeq names its product peroxidase mlt-7-like. Gene Ontology annotation, biological process: response to oxidative stress. The transcript has 18 exons. Gene Ontology annotation, molecular function: peroxidase activity; heme binding. NCBI's taxonomy places the organism in Eukaryota, Metazoa, Mollusca, Bivalvia, Mytilida, Mytilidae. Bases 243 to 2513 code for a protein of 756 amino acids. The record is from RefSeq and is a predicted model, not a curated record.